AUGCACGAUGAUAGCGAUGAUGACAAGGCGUUUAGAGAGGCCUUUGGUUGCGACUUUUCGGAGGAUGGGGAGGAGGGCGAGGGUGACAAGCUGGUUGGAGAGGCCUUUGGAGAGGACUUUUCGGAGAUUGGGGAGGAAGAGGAGGGGUGGGAGGUCGAUGUGAGUCAAGAGAAGUUUUCGUAUGAUGAAGGAACCGCGUUCGAGGAGGAGGAGGAGGAUGAGGAGGGGGAGGGAGAGGAAGAGGAGGAUGGUGCGAUUGACGAUUGUGGGAGGGUUUACUUGCAUUUAGAAGCGACAGACUGGUUAGAUGGCGUUGAGGCAGGCAUUCGAGAUGAGUAGUAACAUGAUAAAUACCUCAGCCAUCCGCCGAUGUUUCCUCUCAA
This is a messenger RNA of Chondrus crispus (carragheen), 383 nucleotides long. RefSeq lists its product as hypothetical. The transcript is spliced from 2 exons. NCBI's taxonomy places the organism in Eukaryota, Rhodophyta, Florideophyceae, Gigartinales, Gigartinaceae. The coding region runs from base 1 to 339 and encodes 112 amino acids. The record is from RefSeq and is a predicted model, not a curated record.